GCUUGAUCCGUCUUAUUGAAUCCUUCGUGCUGUUUCCUUAUUAGCAUAUCAUUUGGGGGUAGACCGAUACAAUAUCUGGAGCAGAACCAGACAAUACUUACGCCUCUUCGUCCACAACGCUUACUGAACGUGGAGCUAAGACAGAUUCAGUAAUGGAAUGUUGAGAUCUUUACUCCAGAACAGAUUCCAAAGAAAUUUUGAUCCCUGGGCACCCACAUUCCGACAUGACGAGCAAUUGUGCGGAUAGCGAUGGUCCUGGUCCAUCAUAUUGCUUUGAUAGUCUGAUUUUAUUCGCUUGAAGUGCGACCUAGCCAUCACGAUGGAUGACGAGAAGGGAGAACCGUCGGGAUCCGAUCCUUGCGAGGAUGACAGUGAAGAAAAUAUCUUUGAGAUAAUUCUCGAUGCUAAGCAAAGGGAUCUCUUGUCAGCGGAAAAUCUUGGUCAUCUUCUAGGGACAUGCCCCGUUUUUCAAUUAGAAUCAGCAUGGGGUAGUAUAUCAUCGCCCUGCAAGUUUCCUGCAACGCCAGAAGAUGUUUCCAAGAACUUGUGGCUCAGGCAAUGGUCUCCUCUCAACUUCAAGGACGAUACCCAGAAGGCUUACUACCGCUACCAGCCGUGCCUUCUAGAGACAGGCACCAAAUUGUAUUAUGUCGUCUGCUUGGAACCAGGAAUCUCUGACUACAAGUACAUAGGGACCCAUAGCUGGAUCGCUCUUCCGCCUUUGAACUUCCUUCCUCCGGGUUGUGAUAGGGUCAUCGCUGGCUCAGCCGGUUUGUUAGUUUUGGACGGAGGUGAACAGCCGGGGGCAAUGCCUAUUACGCUCUGGGGACGACCAGCAGUUCCUAAUGAUAAAUUCUGGAAAGACGGCAAGGCGAGAAAGCAAAGCGGGGGACAAUCUAUUGUAGAAGCAGUGCUUUGUCCAUGCGAACUCCAUAGAGAAAGCUCGACCGAUUCCGUAUCACGAAUGUGGUCGAUCAGGGAUGGCCGUCGUCAACUUCGGCGUCUACUUCGGGGGCGUUAAGAUUUUAGAGAGGAUAAAUGAUGAGGAUAUUGACAUACCUGCAAUCUACUACUUUAACAUUAGUGACAGCAAAAGACAGUGCAUGUGUUUCGACUUCAAAUUGGACUACAUGGCGGGCCGGGAAGUGCAGCCUCCCAAGGUGUUACAGGCAGGGCCGACUCAAGUGUUCGCAGUAACACGAUACGCCACAAUUCCUACCAUAAUCUGGAUUGUAGAGGUUGAAUUGCACCCUGACGGAAUGCCAACAGGCAAAUAUAAGAAGGUGCCGGGUGGAGUGAUGCCCAGUCUGCUGUAUCUGCGACUUUUCCCCUCCGAAGACGAAGCGUUGCUUCCAUAUGAAUGUACUGGUGUGGAUGGAAAGAUUACAUUUAAGGUGAAUAAUGAACAAAAUGUACUUGUUACUUAUGACAGCAUCAGGUGUAUGUGGGGGAUUUUUGAACAUCCCAAAUACGAAGAUCAAAGGAAUUUCCAGCUGUUUGACGGUUGUUACGAACCUGACUUCACCGCAAGACCGUGAGAAAAGGUGUGUGCAUCAAAUCAGAUGUACGGCGAUUGUGUGAACUGAUUUUUGUCUCUCAAGUCUUUCACUCCACUUUGAUUCAAUCAUCCAGCAACGGAGUUAUAACUUCUUUGGACGUGAAACCCUGUGAGGGAAUUCGGUGUUGUUGACGUUGAAAAGUCCGCAAGCUCACACGCUUAUUUCAGAUUUUCUGUGAAUCAUGAGACUGCUUCUUUUAGUGUUUGUCAGAAACAGAAACAGAAACAGCAACAGGGCUCAAGUUCAUUGAGUGCAAGCAACAAACGGAUAGAGGAAUAAAAAAAUUGCUUGAGAUGAUCACUCAAAUUAGUACUAUAACUGUUGGAUAUGAUACAAAAAGUCAAUUCGAAACUAACUACGCUCUGAGAUGACGAGAUACUUUAUGAUCAAACGAAGAAUGUCAGGUAUGUCAUUCUAAAUUGUUCCAAUUA
Molecule: messenger RNA, 1990 nt
Organism: Physcomitrium patens
Lineage: Eukaryota; Viridiplantae; Streptophyta; Bryopsida; Funariales; Funariaceae
Source: RefSeq, a predicted model, not a curated record